CGCUCCGGGAGCCGAGGGGGGCGGGGGGAGCUGCGCCGCGGGCGCCGCCGCCUCCACCGCCUGGGACGCAGGGGUGGGGGACGGACGAGCCCCGAUGCCGGGGGAGACGGAGGAGCCGCGAUCCCCGGAGCAACAGGACCAGGAAGGGGGCCCGGCAGCGGCGUCCGACGCGGCUUCCGAGGAGGUCCGGCCCGGCGCGGCGGCGGCGGCGGCGCCUGCAGAGACCGCGAGCAGCCGCGUGCUGAGGGGAGGUCGGGACCGCGGCCGGACCGCUGCGGCCGCCGCCGCCGCCGCCGCUGUGUCCCGCCGGAGAAAGGCCGAGUAUCCCCGCCGGCGGAGGAGCAGCCCCAGCAACAGGCCUCCCGACGGCCCCGGGCAUCAGCCCGCGGCCGCGAAGCCCCCAUCUCCUGCUCAGGGCAAGAAGAGUCCGCGACUCCAGUGUAUAGAAAAAAUAACAACUGAUAAAGAUCCCAAGGAAGAGAAAGAAGAUGAUUCUGUCCUCCCUCAGGAAGUUUCCAUUACUACGACUAGACCUAGCCGGAGCUGGCGCAGUAGUAGCAGGACCUCUAUCUCUCGCCUUCGAGACAGUGAGAAUACUCGGAGCUCUAGGUCCAAAACUGGCUCUUUGCAACUCGUCUGCAAGACAGAACCAAUUACAGAUCAACUUGAUUAUGAUGUUCCAGAAGAACAUCAGUCUCCCGGUGGCAUUAGUAGUGAUGAGGAAGAGGAGGAGGAAGAAAUGUUAAUCAGUGAAGAGGAAAUACCAUUCAAAGAUGACCCAAGAGAUGAGACUUACAAGCCCCACCUUGAAAGGGAAACUCCAAAGCCACGGAGAAAAUCAGGGAAGGUGAAAGAAGAGAAAGAAAAGAAAGAAAUUAAAGUGGAAGUAGAAGUAGAGGUGAAAGAAGAAGAGAAUGAAAUUAGGGAAGAUGAGGAGCCUCCUAGGAAGAGAGGGAGAAGGCGAAAAGAUGACAAAAGUCCGCGGUUACCCAAAAGGAGAAAAAAGCCUCCAAUCCAGUAUGUCCGUUGUGAGAUGGAAGGAUGUGGGACUGUUCUUGCUCACCCUCGCUAUUUGCAGCACCACAUUAAAUACCAGCAUUUGCUGAAAAAAAAAUAUGUAUGUCCCCAUCCCUCCUGUGGACGACUCUUCAGGCUCCAGAAACAACUUUUACGACAUGCGAAGCAUCAUACAGACCAGAGGGAUUAUAUCUGUGAAUAUUGUGCUCGGGCCUUCAAGAGUUCCCACAAUCUGGCAGUACACCGGAUGAUUCAUACGGGCGAGAAGCCAUUACAAUGUGAGAUCUGUGGAUUUACUUGUCGACAAAAAGCAUCUCUUAAUUGGCACAUGAAGAAACAUGAUGCAGACUCCUUCUACCAGUUUUCUUGCAAUAUCUGUGGCAAAAAAUUUGAGAAGAAGGACAGUGUAGUGGCACACAAAGCAAAAAGCCACCCUGAGGUGCUGAUUGCAGAAGCUCUGGCAGCCAAUGCAGGCGCCCUCAUCACCAGCACGGAUAUCUUGGGCACUAACCCAGAGCCCCUGACACAACCUGCAGAUGGUCAGGGGCUUCCUCUUCUUCCUGAGCCCUUGGGAAACUCAACAUCUGGAGAGUGCCUCCUGCUAGAAGCUGAAGGGAUGUCAAAGUCAUACUGCAGUGGGACAGAACGGGUGAGCCUUAUGGCUGACGGGAAGAUCUUUGUGGGAAGUGGCAGCAGUGGGGGCACUGAAGGGCUGGUCAUGAACUCGGAUAUACUCGGUGCUACCACAGAGGUUCUGAUUGAAGAUACAGACUCUACUGGACCCUAGUGCAAAGGAAGACUUUGGGCACUGGGACAGUGCAGACUUUGUAUUUAAAAGAAAAAAAGGACAAAAAAAAAAUUUAAAGCAUUUAAAAAUCUAGUAAAAUAACUGAAGGGCCUGCUCUUUGCAUUGUGGAUCACAACACACACACACACACACACACACACACACACACACACACACACACACACACAAAAUCCCAUCCCCAUUCCCUGAACUCUCUUUCCUCAUCCUUAAAAUACUGAUGUAGCCUUUACCAGAAAGGUUGAUGAAAAAGCAGCAACAUACUAGGUUCCAGCCAGCAGCAGACUUCCUUGCUCAUUGGCAGAUCUCCUUUUUCCUAACCUAUAACUUUGAUGUGCUCUGGAUCAGCUUUGAACUCAGUAUAUUACUAUCAUCUAAAUCUUUUCUCCUCUACUACUGCCCUAUGGCUCUGGCUUCUCCCCACUGCAACAACCAACACUUACCCUCAAAUAUUAUAGAAUUCUAUUUUCUGGAGGCUGGCAGCUUGACUUGGCACUUUAAGGCCCCUUGGCAGGAUGCUGUUAAAACAGCACACAUCUCUCACCCCUCUUCCAUUACUCACUGGGUUUGGGGAAGGAAGGAUACAUGGGGACCACCUCCCUCCCUUUCAAUGGAUCCCAGCACCUCAGUCCCCCCCACUCCUGAACCUCCAUAAUGCUCUUAAUGGUGCUCACUUGCUUGGAAGCAGGCUCCCAAGAGAAAGGGGACUGCCCUCUGUACAGUCUUUCUGGCUGUAAGAUAGGGCUCUAUGUCAGAAAAGUCCCAGGCUAAUGGCAGAAAUUUGCACUUUGAACAUGUGUGUUUUUGUGUUGUGGAACCUGAGAUUCCUUAUUUAUUAAUGGAAAGUCUGAUUUUUUUUGGGGGGAGGGUCUUUGUUGCUAUGUUUUGUGGGGCUGGGAGAGUAGAUUAUUCUGACAUGGGAUCCUUCCUACAAGAGGUACUUUGAAGGCAAGGCUUAGAGUUAAAGAAGCACAGCCAGCCUCUAAAAUCAUAGUUCUCCAGUGGCCUUUAAAGAAAGCUGGUCCUCAGCACUAACAGAAUCACUACAAUAGCCUAGUGCUUUUUUGGAAGCCUUAGGGAAGUUUGAUAGGUUUGUGGUAGCUAGUGUGCUCUUUGAGAUUUUUAAGAGCAUUUGAGAUUCAAGAAUUUUGAGGGGAUGAGGAAUGUUGGUCAAGGUCUGAAUCACACAUAAAAGAUUUUCUUCUGUGAAUUUAUCUUCUCUUGUCUUCACCAUUUCUUUGCAUAUAUAUCCCUGCUGGCACCUUGUUUUGAUUUUGGUUUUUGUUUUGUUAUUGGUCAUUCCAGCUCUCAGUGGAAGACCAAACCCUGUCAUUCAUGAAGGAACAAAAUCUAAAAGUUCUAGAGAUUUGGUUAAGAGUAAACUGUUCUCUCUUAUCUCCUCCUAAGAGAUAAAGCUUCCGUAGACAAAAACAAAAGUGAAAAUCUAUACAAUAAUGGUUUGUUUUUGGUUUUUUUGUUUUGUUUUGGUUUUUGCUUUUCCUGGAAUUAUCUGUUUUCCUCCAAGUAGAGAUUUUAAUGCUUUGUGGAUUGUUUACUGUCAUUGGGAGACACGGAUCGUGUUUUUACAUGCUUAUACCUCUCAGAAGACUAAAACCCUAAUUCAGCUCAUUUUAUGAAAAUUAGAAGUGCAGUUCUUCCCUGUGUACUUCAGAAUCAGCCAUUGAAGACUUGGCCAGUUGUUGUCAGAAAUACAUGAUGACUAUUGGGGAAAAAUAAGAGUCUGACAGAACAAAAUAAGGAACAGCUUGUUUUUCACAAACACUAAAACUAUGGAGUUUAUCGAAUUUUCUCUGCUUGGUUUUUUUUUUUUUUUUUUU
Apodemus sylvaticus (European woodmouse) is the source of this 3660-nucleotide messenger RNA. RefSeq names its product ZFP91 zinc finger protein, atypical E3 ubiquitin ligase (gene Zfp91). The record is from RefSeq and is a predicted model, not a curated record. Gene Ontology annotation, biological process: regulation of transcription by RNA polymerase II. Gene Ontology annotation, cellular component: nucleus. Lineage: Eukaryota; Metazoa; Chordata; Mammalia; Rodentia; Muridae. Bases 95 to 1804 code for a protein of 569 amino acids. The transcript is spliced from 11 exons.